Messenger RNA from Monopterus albus (swamp eel), 2257 nucleotides. RefSeq names its product harbinger transposase derived 1 (gene harbi1). Bases 303 to 1343 code for a protein of 346 amino acids. The record is from RefSeq and is a predicted model, not a curated record. The transcript is spliced from 8 exons. Lineage: Eukaryota; Metazoa; Chordata; Actinopteri; Synbranchiformes; Synbranchidae.
CAGCGACCUGUGCUUUAUUUUGCGUUGAUUAAUCUCACUUGUCUGAGAGGGUUAUAGAUUUGCUUUUGCACACGCACGCAAAACUGUAAUGGGGAUAGCUAGCUAUACGUCUAUGGCUCAGACACCAAGUAGCUAGCUAGCUAGCAUGUCGGGCCGACCUGUUCCAUUUAUACAGUAAUAAGUAACGUUUAGUUGCUUAUUGACAGUAUCUUUAAAAGCGCAUGCUUUGGCGUCCUAAUGUUGCAGAGAGAAUUUGCAGCAUCAACAGUCUAUAAAAAAAGGGAAACAGCACAACUCUGAGCAUGGCGAUACCUAUAGCCAUCUUGGACUGUGAUCUUCUCUUACAUGGUAGAGGUCAUAAAACCCUGGACCGUUUUGACCUGGACUCAGUCUCAGACACCUUCCUUCUCACACAAUUUGGCUUCCCCAGAAACUUUAUUCUGUAUCUGGUGGAGUUACUCAGAGAGGCUCUCUGUAGACGUACACAGCGGUCCAGAGCAAUCAGCCCUGAAGUCCAGGUGUUGGCUGCUUUGGGUUUCUAUACAUCUGGCUCAUUCCAGACAUCUAUGGGAGAUACAAUAGGGAUCAGCCAGGCUUCCAUGUCAAGAUGUGUGUCCAACGUGACCAGAGCCCUGGUGGAGAAAGCUCCUCAGUUUAUCACAUUCAACAGAGACCCCUCCAGCAGAGAGCAGUCCUUCCACGAGUUUCAGAGAGUUGCAGGAUUCCCAGGAGUUCUGGGGGUGCUGGACUGUGUUCAGGUUGCCAUCAAAGCUCCAAACAGUGAGGACUCCUCGUACGUGAACAAGAAGGGGUUUCACUCUGUGGGCUGUCAGCUGGUUUGUAAUGCCCAAGGGCUGUUACUCAGUGCUGAAACCCACUGGCCAGGUGGACUCAAAGAUGCUGAUGUUCUAGAAAGAUCUGCUCUCUGCAAACAGCUGCAGGACACAGAGGAGGGCUGGCUGCUGGGUGACCGUCGUUACCCUCUAAAGAAGUGGCUGAUGACCCCAGUCAACUGUCCAGAAUCCCCUGCAGAGUUUCAGUAUAAUGUGGCCCACACUGCUACACAUGAGAUAGUGGACAGAGCCUUUCGAGCCAUUCAGACCAGGUUUAAAUGUUUGGAUGGAACCAAAGGAUACCUACAGUAUUCUCCAGAGAGGAGUUCGUCCAUCCUGCUGGCCUGCUGUGUUCUCCACAAUGCCUCCCUGCAGUCUGGAUUAGACGCCUGGACUCUGGAGAGGACUGACCCUCCAGAGCAGCCCGAGAGCCUGGAACAGAGACCUGAGGACCGUGACAGCCAGGCAGAGGACCUCAGAAAACAGAUCAUACUCAAACACUUCAGCUAAACGUGGCUGGACUCCAGAGUCCAUGUCAAGGUCAAAGAUCAAGACUGGGACCAAAUUAAUGACUCUAGAGUCACAUGUAAAGCAAGAAACUCCACAGACACUGUGUUGCUGAUGCAGUUUUUUAAUAUUUUGCUGGUUUCUACUCUACUGACUACACUAAGAUAACAUAGUAAUAUAUGGAGGAACAUGCAGAACACUUUACAACAAACCGUGACACCAUUAUAUCCAAACACAUUUCGAAUAGCUAAACUCCCUGGAAAGUGCUGGAUUCUGUCUUGACAUUCAAACAUCCUCCAAAUAUUCAUUAACAGGUUGGAACAGCCAAGCACCUCCUGGUGUUUUACAAUUAUUCAAACUGUGUGCAGCUACUGUGUCACCAGGUUUCUUUACAAGUGGGAAAAAAAAUCCCAUUUUUAAUCCCUCCCCCACUGUCUUCCCCAAGAAUCCAUUCAUGUUCUCCAAUUCCUUUCCAUGAGUUCUAAUCUUGGACUGUCACAAUAAAAAAACAAGGCCCUUUAUUUACAACAUCUGCACAUUAGAUCUUUGUUGUUUAUGUACACCGGUGCAUUAAGACGGUUAAGGGUGAGAAUGACAGAGGAUGUUUGUGCAAUAGGCUGCAGUCACAUGGUGUUUGUGUGCAUGAGGAACACAAAAUGAAACAUACAGAGGAAUAAAAAAAAAUCCUGGUUAUUUGUUUUAGAAAUGAAAAUAGUAUCUAUUUUUUCUGUAUAGUUAUUAAUUAUUUCCCCAAGGACUGGGUCAGUGUCUGUUUCAUAACUUCAUUUGAAAGAGUACCAUGACAUCUUUUUGGGAGUGUCACUGUUUUUCCUCACAUUGUCACACAAGUGGUAAAGAAAUAAGAGGUUUUUUAAUGUCGUGGUGUUCCUACAAAGUGUGGAGAGAUCAGACUUAGU